Molecule: messenger RNA, 3500 nt
Organism: Tachysurus fulvidraco (yellow catfish)
Lineage: Eukaryota; Metazoa; Chordata; Actinopteri; Siluriformes; Bagridae
Gene: alcamb
Product: activated leukocyte cell adhesion molecule b
Exons: 16
Coding region: 195-1886 (563 amino acids)
Biological process (GO): cell adhesion
Cellular component (GO): plasma membrane
Source: RefSeq, a predicted model, not a curated record
ACAGACCUAAGGCGUGUUUUGAGUGGCGCGCGCUCCGGACUGCAGAGGAUUGAACACGAAGCGCACGCGGUACCAGUUUGAAUUGGGAGCUCGUUGUGUAUCACGCUGUUCGAGUCGAGCACAAACGCUUCAGGACUUAUUUCAGAAAGUUGUUUUUUUUGUUCAAGGGGAACAGCACUGAUUGUUUUUCAAGAAUGCAUGCGACUGUCUUUUCUGCGUGGGUCCUCUUCAUAUCCCUACUGGACCAAGUGAGUGCAAACGUAGCCGUGGUGGGCAAAUAUGGUGAAACUGUUGAGCUGCCUUGCAACAAAGGAGACAUCAAAGUAGAGGACAUCCUGAUAGCUAAAUGGAAAUAUGACAAUGCGGGCGGCACCGACGUUCAUCUUCUGACAAAAUCAAAUACACAGAAUGCCUCGUUUGCCCCAGUUGCAGAGUACCAGGGCAGACUUGUCCUCACAAAGGACCUCAACCUAAAAAUUUCCCAGGCCAAAAUGGCUGAUCAGAGGACAUUUACCUGUAUGGUGGUGACAGGAGUGGAUAUAUAUGAGCAUCCAGUUGAUGUGACAAUCGAGAAGGCUCCGUCUCCACCCACAAUCACAAAUCAAGCCAAAGUGUUAGCGCUUGGCAAUCUAACAACGCUGGCAGAAUGUACUACUAAAGAUGCUAGUCCAGCAGCUCACAUUGUCUGGCUGAAGGACAAUGUUAUACUGGUAGAAACUGACAAAGUGAUCGCCAUCACAGAGGAUGCACCGAAAGACAAAGUCACUGGCCUCUGGACUACAUCCUCCAAGCUGCAAUAUUCAGCUACGAAGGCAGAUAUGAAUUCCAAGUUCACUUGUGCCGUCAAGCAUAAGAGCCUCGCUUCGGACCUCGUGUCUGCUCCUAUGACCUUCGUCAUUCACUACCCUAGUGAAAAGGUCACCCUCCAGGUUGUGGCUGCACUCCCGAUAAAGGAGGGAGCCAGCGUGACCCUGAAAUGUGCAGCUGAUGGGAACCCCCCACCGACCAAGUACAACUUUUAUAUCAAGGGAAAGAAGGUGACCACUGACAACUCGGACAAUUACACCUUCCCCAACGUCACCCGGGCCGACAGCGGAGAAUAUAAGUGCUCCCUGGUGGACGACGAAGCAAAGGCAGGCUCUGCCAGUUUUACCGUAGUGUACUUGGACAUCACCAACGUCACCAAAGGAAAGAUUGUUAAACUUUUGUCUGAGAGCUUUGAGGCAACAUUAGAUGUAGACCCCUAUAAAGGUACACAAGUGUCAUGGACAAAGGACAACGUAAAACUGAGCGGUAAGCCCAAGUUUGACAAGCUGAAGUUCUCAGACUCUGGAGUGUACGAGUGUGUGGUUUCCUUGGAAGGAAUUGUCAAAAAAGCAUCAUUUGAGUUGGAGAUCCGAGGUGCUCCAGUUAUCACUAAGCUGACUAAGUCACAAAGUAAUGGAGCCAAGCUUCUGAGCUGCAAAGCUGAAGGUUCACCUAAACCCACCGUGCAGUGGAGCAUCAACGGCACUAACGUCUCAGAGAGUUCCUAUGUGAACGGAGCAAUCACAUACAAUCUCACAUUGAUUCCAACAGGCAAUUUCACAAUCAACUGCACAGUUUCUAAUGAGCUAGGCACCGUCACGAAGAGCAUAGAAAUUUCCACCUUGCCGGAAGAUUCAACAGUGGACAAAAGGGCAGAGCAGACAGAAGACUCUAAAGAAAAGACACAUGUAGUAUUAGGGGUCGUCAUAGGCCUGAUCGUGGCUGCUGUCAUUCUGGGUCUGGCCUACUGGGUCUACAUGAAGAGAACCAGGGAAGGCACCUGGAAAACAGGAGAAAAAGAGAAUGGCACAGUGGAGGAAAGCAAGAAACUGGAGGAAACUCUAAAAGCUGAUGUUUAAAACCAAAGGAUACAUUCAGAGUAAGAAGGAAAGGAGGCAAUACUGUAGUAGUCUGUAUUGCAAACUACGGAAACGUUUGGGAAGCUAAAAGGAGACCAUCUCAUUUGGUUAAUAAACCAAUAUCUGAUCCAGUGUGUAAUGUAUAUUGCCAUCCUCCAUACAAGUGGGAGAUUUAAUAAAUGAUGUGUGUUGUAUAAUUGUGAAUCUCCUGCACUGAGGAUCAACUGUGGAACAAACUUGUUCAAAGUCUAAAUGUUAAUUACUUUGCUGUUUAAUUAUUUUGUGCAUUUGACAUACAUAAUAGUUGGCUUUUUUGUUGUUUAUUGAACACAUUUAUUUAGUUAAUGUCAAUUUACCUCAACACUAGUCUGUAAACUGUGACUCCAUUUGUGGUUUUGGAUAAGAAGCUUGUCCUGCCAUUUGGUUUUUUGGAGAGAUUUUGCUUCCUUUUUUUUUUUUUUUUUUUUUUUUCACAUCUGUGAUCCACAUAUACAUGUGACUACAGUAUGUUUUCUUUUUUGGUUCAUUCAGCACUUGGAUUUUCAUCAAGAUAAACUAGUUUGGAAGUUAAAAUAAGCUCGCAAGUCCAUUCCCAGUGUCCAGAUUUCCUUGGCAUGAGACUCGAAAGCUCCAUUAAGAUGUUACAAUAUGCUCAAUGCUACAUUUAAAAUAGAAAUUUUUAUAGAUUGGCAAAAUUAUGUUGAGUUAAACCAUUAAAACCCUAAAAAGGACAAAUGUAAAUGCUAAAUGCUCCAUCUUUGGUCUGUUUUAAAAUUUCACUGAAAACACUAUAUUGACCAUAUCUACAUUACUGAUGUGUUUCCUGUAAUACAUUUGUUUAAUUUAUACCCAAUAGUGUUUUAUUUGAAUUCAGUCCCUUUUUGGAUAAAAACUCUGAUUUAGAUUAACAUAUUUUAUUCGUUUUAUUUGUUUGAUAGGAUUUCACUUACCAUUGGAUAACAGCGUGUUAUAUAAAUAUAUGUCAUGUCAAAUAUGUCAUAUAAAUUUACUACCCUGAUUUCACAACUCUGCUAAUGUAUGAAUAGGGAAAAAAAGUAUAUAAAAAUACCUGCAAAAUGCUUUCUAACUGUACUAGUGAUUCACUUUUAGUCUGUAGAGCUUCAAGGUGCAGCUGUGGACUUCAUAUAUUUAAUCUGAUGUAUGAGCAAAGAAUGGUAAUAACUUGACAUUAGGUAGUUAGUAGGAAUAUGACAGAUUUGCUAAUCUCUGGAAACUCAUUGCAGUACUAGGAGUUGAAUUACAGCCUAAUCUUGUGUUUUUAAUGUGUUCUUUCACAAUUUGUUUAAAAACAAUUUGUAUUCAAUUCAUGCUAGUUCUUUGUUGAUAUGUGUUUGAUAUAUAUAUAUAUAUAUGUGUGUGAUGCUCAGCAGAUGUCAAAUGGUAACUGGAUUGUUUUUUUGUUGCCAUCUAAUUUGCUAUUCUUCUGCUAUGUAUAUUGUAUAUGCUUUGUAUGCCUGGUUCUGCUCCUUUUCCAUGCUUUUUUCCAUUUAAAAUCACGGUUGAGACCAAAGAGGAUAGUCGUUUAAGUAUUGUACAUACAUUGUUCUUUUUUUGGCAUUUGCUUAAAUAAAGUGUACAUUUUUGGAAAAAAAA